AUGGAAAACGUCCACAACAUCAACUUCAAAUGCGCAGAUAAGACCGCCAUCGGUUUCCUGGCAGAUGUCGGCGAGACCUACACUGGCGUGCGGCAGGAGUUUGCCCUCCUCUCCGACGUGCUCGGCCUCUCACUGCUCGUCGACUCUCUCAACCACCGUCUUACCGAGGAUACCGUGCUCGGUCCGUUCCACACAGAUGAGGCGAGGGAUUUCCGCCAUGGCUCACUGAUUUCGGGAGAUUUCGAGGGACAUAUCAACAUCACGCGUCCCGGAGGCAUGCCCCAGGUCCGUCACUGCGACCAAGGCAUCAUGGGCCACGGCCGUACCAAGCCCGUUGCCCUCAACAUCUCCUUGCUCCCGUGCAACUUCACCGAGAAGAAUCGCGGCACCCACACCUUCCCCGGCUCGCACGAGAAGAACGUCAGCCCGCGUAACAUCUUCACCAGCGAGAGCACCCUCGCCUACGAGGCGUCUACCGGCACCGCCAUAAUCUUCGAGAGCCCCACCUUGCACGGCAUGGGCCGCAACACUGAGAUCUCUGGGGGGAGGGCCUGCGUGCCGAGCAUCUUCACCCACCCGGCCGCCGAGGACGAGCUUCUCUCGGAGCGCCGGAGGUCGAUUGAGGCCCUAAGGACGGGGCAGGCCGGCGCCGGCGGCGCGCUGGGCGAGGCGUGGAAGGGCAUCAUCGUCAGGCGGCCGAGGUCGGAGUUCAAGACGGUGGGCAAGGUCCGGCCUUCGUAUGAUGAUGAGGAAGUGGCCAAGAUGAUCUCAACCGGUUCUCAUGCCAACAACGCGCAGCUGGCCGUCUGUGAGGCUGUAGGACGGGGCAAAUAA
Molecule: messenger RNA, 834 nt
Organism: Colletotrichum orchidophilum
Lineage: Eukaryota; Fungi; Ascomycota; Sordariomycetes; Glomerellales; Glomerellaceae
Exons: 4
Coding region: 1-834 (277 amino acids)
Biological process (GO): catechol-containing compound metabolic process
Molecular function (GO): catechol 1,2-dioxygenase activity; iron ion binding
Source: RefSeq, a predicted model, not a curated record